GACAAAAUAGCGUAUCUCUGUGACGCAACGACUGAUGGUGCAAUCGUAAAAACAAUCGGAUCGUUCGAUCAGUUUGUGCCUACUAAGGGGAUGUUCGCUGAUAACGGUAAAAUUUGCCUCAGCGAACGAUAAUAAAACCACUGAUAGCACAAGGCAAGCAUAUACGUAUAACUUGCGACACGUGUAUAUAAGCAGCGAGUUCUCUCCUGAACCCCGAGUCUCUUCGUUUCGUUCGUUCUGUGCUUGUCGGGAUCUCAGGAAACGUGAAUUUCUUUGACAAACAAAUUUCGUUACAGUGAUUUUUUUUUAAUCAAAUCCUCAAACCAUGACUAAGGACAAUCUUUCUGCUAUAUUGUACGCCGUCAACGAUUUGCGUUUGGAAAAUACGAGUAUUGAAGAACCAGAAGACAAUGAGGUGCUUUUGGAAAUGGGAUGCGUAGGAAUUUGUGGAUCGGAUGUUCAUUAUCUCGUUAAUGGAAGGAUCGGCGACUUUAUCUUGAAGAAACCUAUGAUUAUCGGUCAUGAGUCUUCUGGUACUGUUGCUAAACUUGGAAAAAAUGUCAAGAAUUUGAAAGUUGGCGACCGCGUUGGCAUUGAACCCGGUGUGCCUUGUAGGAUAUGCAAUUUUUGCAAAGAAGGGCGUUAUAAUCUAUGCAAGGAUAUAGUGUUUUGCGCGACUCCGCCCGUGCACGGCAGCUUGAGACGUUUUUACAAACAUGCGGCUGAUUUCUGCUUCAAAUUGCCCGAUCACGUGAGUUUAGAAGAAGGAGCGCUUUUAGAACCAUUAUCAGUGGCAGUGCAUGCUUGUAAACGUGGUGAAAUCAGCAUCAAUUCUAAAGUAUUAAUCCUGGGAGCUGGUCCAAUUGGUUUGGUGACGUUAUUGGUAGCCAAAGCUAUGGGCGCUAAUAAAGUCGUUAUCACGGAUAUCUUAGAAAAUAGACUGAAGAUGGCGAAGAAACUUGGCGCCGAUGAUACAUAUCUAUUGCAAAAGGAUAAAUCAGAAAAGGACGUAGUGGCUGACAUUCAUGCAAUUUUUGAUGAUGAACCUAACAGAACAGUAGAUGCAUCCGGUGCACAAGCAUCAAUUCGCUUGGCGAUUCUUGCAACAAAAUCUGGUGGAAUCGUGACAUUAGUGGGAUUGGGUGCUCCAGAAGUACAAAUUCCAUUAAUAAAUGCUGCAAAUAGGGAAGUUGACAUCAGGGGUGUCUUUCGAUAUGUAAAUGACUAUAACGACGCAUUGGAACUUAUCGCAUCUGGCAGGGUAAACGUAAAGCCGUUGAUUACUCACAAUUAUAAAAUAGAGGACACCAAGCAAGCGUUUGAGACUAGUAGAACUGGUGCGGGCGGUGCUAUUAAAGUUAUGAUUCACUGUAAGUAGAUGGAUCAUAGCAAGAUUUUGAGUCUCAAAAUCUUAAAUAUGAUAAUGGUCUGUAAAAAAAUGCUAUAUAAAGAAAUUGUAAUGACAUGUUAUACUGAAUUUUAUCGUUUUCCUAUGUAAUAAAUUGUUACAUUAUAACUUAAUAUGUACAAACAUAAGGAAAUAUGAGGAAACUAAAUAAAUAUAUUCAUGCAUAGAUAUACGCUAUACGAUAUGUAUCGAUAUGAAUUGAGAUUUUGAAGAAAUCUUUUUCAAUAAUGCAUGAAUUUUUUAUUAUGCUAUCUCGUAUAAUACUGAAAUGCUAAUUUAGAUAUCAUGCAUCUUCGACUAUCAAUAAUACAAAAAACAUUCUUAAAUAUUGUUGUACAGAAAUCGCAUAUGUAUGCAUCGUUAUAUAUGCAAUAGAAUAGCUCAAAAGAGUGAAGAUAUACAACACAAAACGAUCGAAUUUCAGUUAUAAAACAAUAUUCAUACCUGUUCUUAAUAUUAUUUUAAAUGAUGAUAUAUCGAUAUAUCGAUUUAAAUGAUGAUAUGAUAUAUAUAAUGAAGAUACAUUAUUUUACCAAUAAAGAGUAUUUUCUUUGCACAGGGAAAAUACAUCUAUCAAUA
Camponotus floridanus (Florida carpenter ant) is the source of this 1987-nucleotide messenger RNA. RefSeq names its product sorbitol dehydrogenase. Gene Ontology annotation, biological process: D-sorbitol catabolic process. The transcript is spliced from 8 exons. Gene Ontology annotation, molecular function: zinc ion binding; L-iditol 2-dehydrogenase (NAD+) activity. The record is from RefSeq and is a predicted model, not a curated record. The coding region runs from base 326 to 1378 and encodes 350 amino acids. NCBI's taxonomy places the organism in Eukaryota, Metazoa, Arthropoda, Insecta, Hymenoptera, Formicidae.